AUGUUUAUCCGCCUCUCUACCGUUUUUGUUAUGCUUCUCGGCCUGACGGCCCUUGUCAGCGCAGCACCCGACAAGGUCAAGAGAGAGGAAGAGGUCGCAGAACCUGUUGUAACAUGGAGAAUACCGCGCGAAUACCUGUCUGGUCUAUGCGCGGACACCAGGCAGGUCUGGGCGAUUCAAGCGGAGUUUAACGACAAAUCUGCCUGCCUGCUGCUCAUCAUGACACCACGUGUGAUACGUGGAGACGAUGCUGGCGCGGAUGGGGUUGGAGGGUCCAUAAUGUCUGGCCUGGGGACCUCGGAAUUGAUCCCAAGUGAAGUCGAACUUUUGAAAUUAAGCAACCUUUACAGCUUUCUACUCGACCUCGACGUAUCCCUGGAAAAGCGUACGGAAGUGCAUCAAGAUGUACCGCAGAUAUGGGCCUUGCAGCAAUCUCCGAGAGUGUUUCGCAUUGUUUGA
Suillus discolor is the source of this 459-nucleotide messenger RNA. RefSeq lists its product as uncharacterized. NCBI's taxonomy places the organism in Eukaryota, Fungi, Basidiomycota, Agaricomycetes, Boletales, Suillaceae. The record is from RefSeq and is a predicted model, not a curated record. The coding region runs from base 1 to 459 and encodes 152 amino acids. The transcript has 5 exons.